This is a messenger RNA of Prunus dulcis (almond), 1443 nucleotides long. RefSeq lists its product as uncharacterized. NCBI's taxonomy places the organism in Eukaryota, Viridiplantae, Streptophyta, Magnoliopsida, Rosales, Rosaceae. The record is from RefSeq and is a predicted model, not a curated record. Gene Ontology annotation, molecular function: cysteine-type peptidase activity. The coding region runs from base 1 to 1350 and encodes 449 amino acids. The transcript has 7 exons. Gene Ontology annotation, biological process: proteolysis.
AUGAAGGACUUGUGGGAUAUAUUUAUCCAAGCAGAAAAGAGAUCAAAGGAGCUGGAAGUGGAGUUGGCAACAUACAUAGAGAAAUUAGAUAAUGAAGAAUGUGUGACUGCCACCAUGACAGUGGAAUCUACAAUUCAGCUUAAUGAAAUACAAAAUCUGAAAAGGAGGAUUGCAGAAUUGGAAGGCAAGGAAACUCGUAUUGACAUGGAGAAGAUUGCCAAGAAAAAGGAGAUUCAAGGAAAGUACAAGGCAGAAAUUGAAAGCUUGUUGUCAGACCCAACAAUCUUUGAAAUGGAGAUGGAUCUGCCUACAAAACAACCAACACAACCAUUAACACAAGAGGCAUCUCAGCCCGAUGCCACAAAUCCAAUUCCCGAUCCCCCAAAAGGAACGAGCCUUCAUGAUUCAAUUCCUAUAGGUCUGGAACAAUCAAGUGAUGAAGAUGAAGGACAAAAAAAGCCAACAAAGAAAAAACUUGGAUGGGGUCAGAGGAAGGUGUGGCAGAAAAUUCCAAAGGCGGAUAGGGAAAGAAUUGAAAAACACUACUUAAGUACUCAACCUCGUGAUAUCUUUUGGGCAGGACUCAAUAGUGAGAAAGUGACAAACCAUGAUCUCAAAGAUAUUGUAUGGGACCUGGAACUGUCACAAAACGUUAUUGAGGCCUAUAUCCAAAUAGAGGAGGAUAAAAUAGACCCCAUGCAGACAGGGAGUCCACAGUACAUGUCCACAUGGACUUGGGCUUACAUGCAAAGCUUCCAAGAGCCAUUUUGGCACAGGGCCCUGUAUGAACACUUACUUGAAAAACUCGGGAAAUGCAGUGUUCUUUUCUUCCCGAUUAUUUCAAAAGAAGAGUUCCACUUCACACUUCUCACAUUUCACAAAAAUGAACGAAAGUGGAGACACUACAAUCCACUUAGAUCGUUGGGACAUAGAAAAGAAGAAAGGUGCAUUGACAUUGCUCGAAACUUUGUUAAUAUUGUUGAAGGGUGGCUAGAAUAUAUAAGACCUCAAGCACGAGUGUUCAUAGAAACUAAAAAAAAACCAACAAUUGUGAAGCAAAAGGAAGGGCCCCCGACACUUGUACAAAAAGAUUUGACUCCAACUGAAGAACUCACUCUCAAUUGGAUUAUGCAAAAUCCAUUGCAGUUUCCAUUUGAGGAUGACAUGGAAUGUGCUCAACAAACUGUAUCUUCAUUGGAUUGCGGCAUGUUCGUCAUGUUCUAUAUGGAUAAAAUAGCACAAGGACAGCCCAUUCCAAAAAGCGUGGACAAGAAAUUCAUGAAUGAAUAUCGAGCACAAUAUGUCACAAAACUCCUACACCACAAAAACUGUGUAAUUAAUCGUCUCUAGUGAUUUGCCUUUCGUUAACUCAAGGCAAUAUGUAUCUUAAUUCUUGUGGAUGUUUGUAAAUAUUUCUAGUUAUGGUAUAUGAGAACAUAUUUC